Messenger RNA from Cercopithifilaria johnstoni, 1524 nucleotides. NCBI's taxonomy places the organism in Eukaryota, Metazoa, Nematoda, Chromadorea, Rhabditida, Onchocercidae. The record is from the annotation of a GenBank genome assembly.
AUGUCUAUGUGUGCACGCCUGUCCACUAACUCACUUCAAGGAUGUGCAUCGGACCGCAUAUAUUCGGCGGUUGAAUGGGUACGACAACUAUUGAAAAUGUCUUCUUCGUCGUCUUUAUCAUCAUUGAGGGACAACAAUAAGGACGUACCUCCGCAAACGUAUCAUCAACUAUCCUCACAAAUUGCCAGUUUAAAUUUACCUAUCACUAAUAGAAUUUCUUCCUUUUCUUCUACAGACUUAUCAAUAUCAACAACGACAACAACAAUAACAACAACAACAACAACAACAACAACAACAGGAGAAGCAACAGGAUCAACAGUAUCUGUAUUUGGAAUAAGAAGUGAAAUUGAAGCAGAAGCGAUAAUUGGAAGUGGAAUAGGCUCAACAUUACUACCAUCAUCAUCAUCCUUAUCAACAGGAGUAACAACAGCAAUAGAAUAUAUGGAUAUGGAUCAAAAACCACCAACAUUUCAAGAUUAUGGUACAACAAGUUCUGGACAACAGCAACAACAACAACCUCAACAGCAGCCACAACAACAACCGCCACAAUCACAACCAUUACCACCACCACCACCACCUCCACCACCAUUACCACCACAAUCACUUUAUAGUGUUGGACCAUCGAAUUGUUACAAUCCAUUACAAUCAUCAACUAGUACAGCCGGUAGUAGUCAUGAUUUUACACGUGGAACUGCUGCGCCAAUGUCAUCAUAUUUUUAUCAGAAUUCAUUUCCAACGUCAGCAUCAGCAGCAGUUGCUGUAGCUGCAGCUGCAACCGUAUCCGGUACACCAUAUGGUACCGGAGCAUCCGGUGCCGCUUCACAUUUUAUGUAUCAUCAACAGUCAGCUAGCUCACCGGAAGAGCAUUCAACAAAAAUAAUCGAAGGUGGCGAAGUUAGGAUUAAUGGCAAAGGGAAACGUGUACGAAAACCUCGAACAAUAUAUACUAGCUUGCAAUUGCAAGAAUUACAAAAAAGGUUUCAUAAAACGCAAUAUUUGGCAUUACCGGAACGAGCUGAGCUUGCUUCCAGAUUAGGACUUACUCAAACACAGGUAAAAAUAUGGUUUCAAAAUCGCCGUUCAAAGCAUAAAAAGAUGUCGAAGAAUGGAUUUAGUAAUGAUCGGCAGGGAACAGAUGAUGAGGAAGGUGAAGAAGAGGAAAGUAGCUCAGUUGAUGGAACAAUAGCUUCACCAGCUCAACAACAACAACAACAACAACAGCAACAGCAACAACAUCACCAACAUCAACAACAACAUCAGCAGGGUACCACAUCACCACUAUUAGAAAGUGGUUGGCCAUCAUUACAUCUUGGUGCACAUCCUGGUGCUACCGGUGGUCCAUUAUCACAUAUGGCACCAGCAUCACUACAUCAAUUACCACAUCAACAACCAACACAAUUACCUCCUUUUGAAAAAUACUGCGAACAAGUUGAUGUAAAACCAUACGUUUAUGAUCCAAUGACGGGCUAUCAAUGGCAGCAACCUAAUAGUUAUAUGCCACCUAAUUAUUAUAGUAGCAUAUGA